AGGAGGGCGUGCUGUAUGUAAGUGACGAAGAUGAGUUAAGAACGGACAUCGACGGUUAGAGCCGUUGAGAAUUCCGUUGUUGUUUUUUUAUUCAAAUACAAAACUCAAAUUUGGUUUGUAUUAAAAACAAAUUAAGCGAGUGACAACUAAAAAAAGAGCUCGCGCUUCCCGCCUGUUCGGCCACAUUCUUUGCCCUCGCGCGCGGCCCUUCUUCUUCUGUUCCAGGAUUCGAAUUUAACGUUUGUACCGACUUUUUACGUUUGUCUUCAGUCUUCAACGUUUUUUACCCGUCAAAGGUAACCGAAAAAAGGAGAUUUUUUCUCGCCGCCUGCGUCUCGACUGCCAGCAGAAGGAGACUCUGCCUCGUCUCGUUCCUUCGGUGGGGGUUUCUCCUGUCGUUCAGUCCCGUAGGAUGAUGCCGCCGCAUAUGAGAUUUCGGAGAAGGUCAUUUCUCGGGCUGCUGUUCCUCUUCUCCCUGUCUACCUCGGCGCUUUACUUCAUCUACUCAGCUCCUGGAAUAGUGAAUGAGUACCUGUUCAUGGUGCAGGCCCGAGGGAUGAGGAUCCGGGAGAACGUGAGGAACAUCGGAGCUCAGGUUCUGGAGCAGGUGGUGAGAAGUGCCUACAGCAUCAAUGGAACAGACUAUCCAUAUGAUUUCAACCUGAGUGAAACAGCUGCUCCCCCCACUCCGUAUCUGCCUGCAGGAUUCACCUACCUGCCCACUGACAUCUGUCCAGAGAGACUGCCCACCAUGAAGGGCCGUUUGGUGGUGAAUAUGAGCGAGAUAGCUCUGGAGGAGGUGGAGAGGAGCCUGCGGCACGCGGACCCCAGCCUGGGCCUCGGCGGCCACUGGAAGCCUCAGGACUGCAUCCCCCGCUGGAAGGUGGCCAUCUUGGUGCCUUUCCGAAAUCGUCAUGAGCAUCUGCCUAUCCUCUUCAGGCACCUCAUCCCAGCGCUGCAGAGACAGAGGCUCCAGUUCGGCUUCUACGUUGUUGAACAGGCCAGUGAUGAGCCCUUCAAUCGUGCCAUGCUGUUCAAUGUGGGCUUUAAAGAGGCCAUGAAGGACCUGCAAUGGGACUGCGUAAUAUUUCAUGACGUCGACCACAUUCUGGAGAACGACCGGAACUAUUACGGCUGCAGCGAAAUGCCACGACACUUUGCUGUCAAGCUCAACAAGUACUCAUACAUGCUUCCCUAUGAUGAGUUUUUUGGUGGUGUCAGCGGCCUUACUUCCAAGCAGUUUCAGAAGAUAAAUGGAUUUCCCAAUGCUUUCUGGGGUUGGGGAGGGGAGGAUGAUGACCUUUGGAACAGGGUUCAAUAUGCUGGCUACACCGUGAGCCGACCUCCGGGAGACAUUGGACGCUAUAUGUCCAUUCCUCACCACCACCGAGGAGAGGUCCAGUUUCUGGGGAGGUACACGUUACUCCGACACUCCAAGGAGCGGCAGAGGCUGGACGGCCUGAACAACCUGCGCUACUCCCCCCAAGUGUCCCGACGGAGUCUGUACACCAACGUAUCUGUUGCUCUGAGCCGAGACUUGGCCCUCGUUGCAGACUAUUAACAACCAUCACUCUGUCACAUUCACACUUGAGCAGAGGACAGGACACGAAUCAGUCCUGCCCAACUCAACCCUAUCACCUAGCAAGGCCAGAACACCUUUCAGGACUCAUCUUCUCACUGCUCCACAAACCUCUGCGGAACAUUUCACUUUUGUUUUCAAUUUUCAUUUCAUACCAUUUUUGCUCUAGAGAAGGAAAGACGACGCAGUCCUGCAUCAUACUGCUACAGGCUAAAUUUGAGGAGGAACUGUUUUUUGUGAGCUUUCUUUUAUAUCACAUCACACUUUUCAGGUAUCGGGUCUCCGUCCGCCUUUUUGCAACACCAUUUCGGCCUUUCGCUUCUGCUAUUGCUUCGUUUGUUUAGCCACUCUUUCCCCUCAUUCGUUUGCUAAAUGGAACGGCUGAAGCUCACCUGCCCGGACUCUGGCCACGCCUAACCUCUCUGCUGACCAAACCAGACACCACCAGAGCAACGAGUGCCGUGUGUCUUCUAAACAGUCCACAGCGAGAGUGGAGUCAUGUGUUUACAAUGGGAAUGAGUAAGCUAUCCAGUGCGACAACAAGCAUGGCGCUCAAUGCGGAUACAUUAGUUGCUGCCACAGGAGAACGUCUCAUUCCUUCAUCUAGAAUAAAGCGCAGCGGGUUCUGUGCAAUACAAUAUAAACGAACAUGCACUGAUAUAAAUGGGAUAGACACCAUCAGACAUGGUAGGCAUCUUGUGUCACAACGAGUUUGAGUGUUUCUCGUGUGCAUAGACUCUAUUCGCAUGCCCUUAUCCAGUAUGGUAACAGCGCACUAACUCACAGCCAAAACAAAUGCAUGGGGACCUGUUGGACGAGUUAAUUUGAGGUUUGAGCGUAUGAUGGAGCAAUACACAAGUGUAGGCCGUCCUGUUUACACCACUAGAAGAUGACAUAAGACAUUCUUAUAGACAGAUUUUUUGCAUUUCAUUCUUUCAGUCAUGAGAGAGUGGGUGGGGUUUCGCACUGACUGCUAAUGCCAUGCUAGAAUGCACUAAGAAAAGGCAAUAGACUAUGCAAACCCCUCUGACGCAUCUACUAAAAAAUAUAUAUAAUAACAGAGGAGGGCAUUGAAAAAGUCUAUUGUGACUCCAUGCAAUUGUUGUGCUCUUUAUGUAUACGUAUUGGCUUUGUGUAUGCGUGUAAGAUUGAAGAGGGCUAUGCAAAAAGGUGACAUAAUUGUUGUGGAAUUGAAGGCUGCCUGUGUUCUCUGAAAGUGUUUGUCCUCUAUCCUUUGUGCAGGUCUGGAUUAAAGGAAUACGUCACUUAAAACCAGCAAAGUUGUUGACUAAAGGCUAGUGAUGCAGCUAUGAUAAACCACUAGCCACCACUAGCUGUUGUUCAUCAUUAGCCAGGUUAGUCUUAUUAGGUGAUCUUAUUAGGUUCACCAAAAACUACAAAAAAAUGUUAAAUAUUAAGCGAUGGCUAGUGCUGGCCAAAUGCAACCAAGAUAACCACUAGCUUUAAAUUAGCAUUAGGCAAUUUUGUCAUUUAGCUGAACUUUUCACCUAAAACUACAAAAAAAGUUGCUCCAUAUUGAGUUAAGCCUAGAAAUGGCCAAAUGCAACCAAGAUAACCACUAGCCACCACUAGCUUUCAUUAUUUUACUCUAUUCUGUUCUUAGGUGAUGUAUUCUUUUAAGAGAAGACCACUUGGUGUUUCAAAAUUGAAGUUGCGAUGAUGCCCGUUUUUCAGGGUUAUGCAACCAGCUGUACAUUUCUGUAUAGUGAUGUUUACACAGUGAUGUUUAUGGUGUUUAAAACACACUGGGUUCACUGUUUAGCGGACAUCAUGUCUGGUUUACACAGGGCUUCUAUCAUUCUUAACCCAAUGUUCUCUCCAACCUCUGCAACAUUUUCCAAGCUCUGCAACAUCAUAAUUUAGUCAGAGUAGGAGGCACAUAAGCUAGACACUAUGCCGAUGCCUCUGAUUAAGUCAUUACAGCAAGAAAUUAAUCAUCAGCCAUUUCUGGGCACACAACCAGAAGGCAUUGGCAGUAACUUCUGUCUGAAAGGGAGAGUUGGACAGACAUGGGCAGUAUAGGAACAGAAGCUGCUAGAGUAGUGGUAGGAAGAUGUCAUAGCAGUAUAUUUUUGUGCUUUAAUAGAGGAACAUUUUUUUAAUUUACACAUUUGGAUCACUGGAGAAAGGCUGCAGAAUAUGCUUUGCCAUAAAUUUACACUAGUGUUCAGAAGGUUGGAAUCACAUAUUAAAAAUGGCUGUUAUUUUAUUCAACAAUAGCUCAUACAGUGUGGAUUGAAAACCAACAGUUAUUAAAAUAUACAUAAUAUACUGUUAAUUAUCUGAACAUACGGUAUAUAUAUAGCUUUUUCAUUCAUUUUGGAAUCUUUCUAAUACUGGACAUUUUUAUCUCCUUUUUCUUUUAACAGUCGAUUGGUCGAAUUUGUGAAGUUGUGGAGGAGUAGCAUCAAAUUACACACAGAUUGUUAGAAAGGUAUUUUGCGUAAUGCCAUAAAACCAUUUUGGAUACUUAAAAAACAUUUCAGUGAAGAAAGUCAGAUGUGUGGGUAUGAAGAACCUCUUGAAAGUUUAAAGAACCUCCACAUAUUAUAUAGUUUCUAGGAAGAAUACUUCAUUUUAUAGAGAACCCUGACCUUGUGCUGAUUCUUGUGAUGAGAUGGUCCACAUCUUUGCUUUAUCCCGAUGUGUUGCAAAUUAGAUGGGAGCAAAAAUUGGACCAUCUGGGGGUCCCUGAGGACCAAAUUUGAGAACCCCUGCCCUAAAGAACCUUUCAGUGAAGAAUCAUUUUUGUAAAUAAAAUGUACAAGUGAGAAGAACCCUUUUUGAAGUUUGAAGAACUUCCACAGACGUAAAGUCUGUACUAAGAACCCUUAAAUUGGUUAAAGAACCUUUACAUUAUGUGAAUGUUCUUUAUAGCUUUGAAAUGUUCUUCACACUCACACAUUUCAUUUGCAAACAUGGUUCUUCAAGGCACUAAAAUGAUUCUUCUGUGUGUAGAUUCAUUUUAUUUUAUUGAAAGCUUUUGAAUGUGAUUCCAAACUUAUGAACGGUAGUGUAGAUGAUAAAUUAGUUGUGUAAAUGUUGUGCAAACAUCCCACAAUAUCAGUUAACACACCUGUUUUAAUCAUACGACAAAGAAUAAUAUUACCAUGACAUGAAUUAGGAUGUACUGCCUGCUCCUACGUUGAGUGCGUGUAUGUGUUUGCAUAGGUUACAUUAUACCUCUGCAGUACACUGGGAAGUCAAUAUCCCAGAGCACACAGCCUCUUCUCACUAUUCAGCAUGUGUUUAUACAUAACAGACCCUCAUUUCCCCUGUUCAGUCGGUGCCUCUAGCUACCUCUAUGCCAGUUAAACUAACUGUGGCCAUAGGUGAAGCCAUUUGUAAUGAUCCAUUAGAGGCUAUGUGGGAUGUUUAAUUUGAGGGCCAGGCUCGGACAAAGGGCCUGCAGAUCAAACUAGAUUGCGAAACUACACAUGAUCUUACACACCCACACGCACGCACACACAUGCACUCUUAUGCCCCCCCCCCACCCCCCCUUCAUUUGACUGGAGCUCUAUCACUACACGCAGGUUUCGUGGCUUGUUGUACAUUGACCUGACGUAUAGCGAGUUUAGUAGUGUCAGUUAGCGUGCGUGAAGUUGUGUAUGUGUGUGUGUGUGCAUUCAUCCUAGAGGCUGGCCUCUUGUAUUUAUUCUUUUGUGGACCUGUGGUUGAUUUUAUUAUUAUUUUUUUAUUAUUAUGUUUUGUUUCAUUUGAUUGUAAUUGUGUAGAACGUGAAAAAAAAGAUCUACUACUGUAAAAUGAGCGGAGCUGUGAUAAAAAAAAAAAAACAAACAAACAAAGCAAGCGCACUGAAACUGACACGAGCGUGUACGGUCGUGUUUUUUAGGUGAAGAAAGGCCGUACUGUAUCUGCCGUUUAGCCGAAUGGAGAGCCAUUUUUAUAUGAGGACGCCUGAACGAGGGAGAGAGAGAAAGACUGUUUGUUAGUGGCAGCUUGUUCUC
Molecule: messenger RNA, 5568 nt
Organism: Colossoma macropomum (tambaqui)
Lineage: Eukaryota; Metazoa; Chordata; Actinopteri; Characiformes; Serrasalmidae
Gene: b4galt5
Product: UDP-Gal:betaGlcNAc beta 1,4- galactosyltransferase, polypeptide 5
Exons: 9
Coding region: 413-1561 (382 amino acids)
Biological process (GO): glycoprotein biosynthetic process; carbohydrate metabolic process
Molecular function (GO): UDP-galactose:glucosylceramide beta-1,4-galactosyltransferase activity
Source: RefSeq, a predicted model, not a curated record